Molecule: messenger RNA, 1915 nt
Organism: Conger conger (European conger)
Lineage: Eukaryota; Metazoa; Chordata; Actinopteri; Anguilliformes; Congridae
Product: interferon-inducible GTPase 5-like
Exons: 4
Coding region: 177-1364 (395 amino acids)
Cellular component (GO): membrane
Molecular function (GO): GTPase activity; GTP binding
Source: RefSeq, a predicted model, not a curated record
UUGUAGGCCUAUUGGUUAGUUUCAUUUUAAGGCUACUUUCAGUUCCGACUGCGAGGGAUAAGAGCUCGAUAGGUUUCAACGCUUUUCCAACACCCAGACUACAAUUGACAUCAUACAAAAACAGAGACAAGGACACAACAACAUAGUCUCCAAAAGCCAGAGAAAAGAGCUUGACCAUGGCUGACGAUUAUGCCAUUAUUGAUGAGGAUGAGGUGAGGGAGAUCAGGGAUGCACUGGAAAACCAGACCUUGACUUCAGCCGUGGCUAAGAUCCAGGACUACUUUGAGCAGAUUGACCGUGUGGAACUAAAUAUUGCCAUCACUGGAGAGUCUGGCUCUGGCAAGUCCACCUUUGUCAAUGCAUUCCGGGGUCUGGGGGAUGAAGACGAGGGCGCAGCUCCAACCGGCGUGGUUGAGACCACCAUGGAGCCAACCGUGUACCCCCACCCUAAAUAUCCCAAAGUCAAAGUGUGGGACCUUCCCGGGAUUGGGACACCCAAUUUCAAAGCAGACGAGUACCUUGAAAAAGUAGAAUUCAAACGCUAUGAUUUCUUCAUCAUCAUCAUCUCAGAACGUUUCAAAGUCAACAAUGUGCAGCUGGCCACAGAGAUCCAACGCAUGAAGAAGAGGUUCUACUUUGUUCGCUCAAAGAUUGACAACAGCAUACAUGCAGAGAAAAGGAAGAAGGACUUUGACGAGGAAAAAACCCUCAGUAUAAUUCGGGAAGACUGCAUGAAAGGCCUCCUGGAAAAUGGGGUGGCAUCUCCCACGGUCUUCCUUAUCUCCAGCUUUGACCUGCAGCUCUACGACUUCCCAAAGCUGGAGGAGACGAUGGAGAAAGAGCUGCCCAAGCACAAGCAACGUGUCCUCCUUCUGUCACUGCCCAACAUCACCCUGGACAUCAACAAGAAGAAGAAAGAGGCCCUGCAGACCAACAUAUGGAAGGUGUCCCUGCUGUCAGGCACCGUGGCAGCCAUACCCAUCCCAGGUCUAUCUGUGGUGGUGGAUGUUGGCAUCCUGGUCAAAGAGCUCAGCAGUUAUUACCAGGCUUUUGGCCUGGAUGAUGAAUCCCUGAAAAACCUCUCUGACAAAACGAACGUACCUCUGGAGGAACUGAAAGCGGUCCUCACAUCCCCCCUCAACAAGGAGAUAUCGGGCGAUGUGGUCAUCAAGUUGCUCACCAAAUUUGCCGGAGCAGGGUUAAUGUUGCUGGAGUACUGGGCCAGCACAAUCCCGGUGUUCGGCUCCAUGGCGGCCGCGGGAAUCUCGUUCGCCACCACCCACAGGAUGCUGACAAGCUGCUUGAAUGAGCUGGCAGAGGAUGCACAAAACGUCCUGAUGAGAGCUUUGCAGACAGAGGUGUGAAGAAACUACUUCUCUGCAGUUCAAGUGCCUUUCUGUACUAGUGCCUUUGAUCUUGAUGAAGAUGUUCUCAUAGAAAUUAGGUUGUAUAUUUUUGAGCAAUAUGUAGUACUGUUUGUUACAUUACAUUACAUUACAGGCAUUUGGCAGACGCUCUUAUCCAGAGCGACGUACAGUUGAUUAGACUAAGCAGGAGACAAUCCUCCGCAAGCAAGCAAUCUUUGUAACGAGACACCAUGGACAAAUACUUAACAGGAUUGUUCAUUUUACAUAAUGAAAAUGAUCUACAUCUCAUGAAAUGUAUCCAUGUCUUUUGGUAUUAUGGGACAUUCAUUGGGGCUGGUAUUUAUUCUGGUAUAUUUCUUUUAAAUAAAACGAAUGAAUCUCCCAAGUAACUCGAUCUGUAACCAAUAUAAUCUACCUAUGGGUUUAUAUUUAUGUAUGAAUUCUGUCUAUCUCUGCCCAUUUUCAUUUGUUAUGAACUUGAGUUUGACCUUUUUUUCUGUAUUCUAACUUUCUGAAAGAUAAGAGUGAGUAAAGUUUGUGGAAAACAA